UAUUUUCGAUUCAUUAAAAUAAAGUCAAUCAUAUUUUCGUAACAUAGACACAAACCCUGUCUUAGAUUCACAAUGCUCUCUUUUUACACAGUUGAGUGAAUCUACCUGAGAUUCGCGGCAUCGCAAGAACCGCACCGCUCAUCCACCAACACUCCUUCAGCGAUGACAUCGACUCUCCCAAACACUGAUUGCUGUCUUUAAUGUCAACACACUUUCAACAUAAGCAUAAUUUGGUGGAAGAAUCAAACUAAAUCGAAAUCGAGUGGCGUGCUUAAUCAAAUGGGGGACGAGGACGGAGGUGACAAAACAAGGAGAGUGGUUUUUGUGACUGUAGGAACGACUUCUUUUGAUGCUCUUGUGAGAGCUAUGGAUUCAGAAAAUGUUAAGAAACAAUUGCUUGCAAAAGGUUAUACCGAUCUUCUCAUCCAAAUGGGCCGUGGAUCCUUUCUUCCUACCAAGUCUGAAAGAGAAGGUUCAUUGGCUGUAGACUACUUCACUUUUUCUUCCAGUAUUGCAGACCAUCUCAGAUCUGCUUCUCUUGUAAUUAGCCAUGCAGGGUCAGGCAGCAUAUUUGAGACACUGAGGCUAAGCAAACCGUUAAUUGUAGUCGUAAACGAAGAUUUAAUGGAUAAUCAUCAAAGUGAGCUUGCCGAUGAACUUGCCAACAGAAAACAUUUGUAUUGUGCUAGUCCUCAUACACUCCAUCAAACUAUAUCAGAUAUGGAUUUAAAUUCUCUCCUUCCUUAUACUCCAGGUGAUGCUACACCAGUGGCCAAUCAUAUAAACAGAUUCCUUGGUUUUCCUGAUGAUUGAUCUCAAGGCUUUCCUUAUCUUCUGGUUUAUUAAAGUAUGUGCUUGAUAUUGUGGCAUUGCUGAAAAUUGAUAUAUGAUAUUUGGAUUCAUGCAUCUCUGAGAUAGCUGUUGGGUUACUUUUUCCAUUUUCUCCCUUUUUUUACAGUGGUGUCCAUUUUCAUCAUCUUCUGUAUAAGUUUAAGUGGUUAAGUGAAUUGUACUCUUGUCACUGAAUAUAUGUUUCUUUUGAUAAUAUCAUAAAAUCUAAGAAAGUUUCAUAA
Messenger RNA from Vicia villosa (hairy vetch), 1073 nucleotides. RefSeq lists its product as uncharacterized. The coding region runs from base 280 to 813 and encodes 177 amino acids. The transcript is spliced from 4 exons. Gene Ontology annotation, cellular component: UDP-N-acetylglucosamine transferase complex; extrinsic component of endoplasmic reticulum membrane. Gene Ontology annotation, biological process: dolichol-linked oligosaccharide biosynthetic process. The record is from RefSeq and is a predicted model, not a curated record. NCBI's taxonomy places the organism in Eukaryota, Viridiplantae, Streptophyta, Magnoliopsida, Fabales, Fabaceae. Gene Ontology annotation, molecular function: hexosyltransferase activity.